AUGGAAGAGCAGCCUGCAAUACAAGAGAUGAAUGACUCUGCGCUAAAGGCAUCCUUAAUAUCAACGGAAAGUGCAUCAGACACAAAAACAGACACAACGUUGUCCAUCGAUGACGAAAUACUCGAAAAAUACGGCGAUGAACUGCGUUCGGAGCGGGUAUCAAGCGUGUUUCUGCCCGCAAGCCAUGCGCUUGACGACAAGAUACUGCGCGACCAGAAGAAGAACUGCCUGGACAGCAAUGUAAUACGCAUGCACUUCUUCAACCAGGGCAAGCUGAGCGAAUCACAGGUAAACAAACUCACGAAGGCGUUCAUUGAGACGGUCAAGAAGGAGCCUAAUCUAAUUUACGUGGACAGGCCGUGCACAAUCUUUGGAGACAUCCACGGGCAGUACUACGAUCUGCUAAAGAUAAUAAAGCACAUUGAUCUUGAGCGCGAGACGGUGGUGUUUGUUGGUGAUUACGUGGAUAGAGGAUCGUUCUCCUCGGAAGUGUUUCUUCUGCUCAUGGCGCUCAAACUGUCGUAUCCCGGGAACGUCGUUCUGCUGCGCGGAAACCACGAGUCCUCAGAAAUGACGCGCUACUUCUCCUUCAAGAAGGAGUGCGACAUAAAAUACAACAACAACGUGUACAAAGGGUUUUUGAGCGCGUUCAGGGCGCUGCCACUGUGCGCAAUCGUUAUGAAAAAGAUAUUCUGUGUGCAUGGCGGGAUAUCGCCUGAUCUGAAGAAGGUCGAGGAUGUAAACAAAUUUAACCGAUUCGUUGAGCCCACCAGCAACGGCAUUAUGCUCGACUUGCUGUGGUCCGACCCGCAUCCGUUCUACGAAAGCCUUGAGACCAUUUUCUUCGCGCCAAACAAAAACCGCCGUUGUUCAUAUUUCUACACGUACCUGGCGGUCAAAGAAUUCCUGGCAACAAACAAGCUGUGGUGCAUCGUACGAGGACACGAGGUGCAAGAAAACGGAUAUAAGCUGUACAAGGAGUACAUAGAUGAUGUACCAUCUGUAAUAACGGUCUUCUCAGCACCGAACUACUGUGAUGUGUACAGGAAUAGAGGAGCAGUUAUAAAAUUUGAUGGUGAGCACAUACAAAUCAAGAAAUUUAAGGAGGAUGAGCAUCCGUUCAUUCUGCCAGGGUUCAUCGAUGCGUUCAACUGGACGUUUCCGUUCAUCAGCACGAAAAUCGGCGAGUUGCUUCUUGAUCUGCUGAAUGUCAGGCCUGGCACAUCAUCGAGCAGUUCUGUGUCGGACAUUGAUGAGAGCAUCAAGCAGGUACAAACGUUCACCACGGCAAUGUCACUGCUACGGGAAGAACGCGAGGGUAUGAAUGAGUUUGUCGAUGAAGAGAGCACCGAUCUGAGCACGGAGAGCAUCAAGAGCGUGGUUGUGAAUGAAGAAGAUAAUUUUACGGAGGUCAAGGUCAAAGAUAUUCCGAAUGAGGUUUUCAAAACCAAAGAUAAUUUGACGAAGAGCAUGUCGAUUGAGACUGUGCCGUCGUUCGCCAAGGAUAUAAGUAAAGAGGUUGAGAACGCUGACUUGAACGCGGUAGUUGAGGAGAGCACGGUUGUUGAAACUGAGUCUAAGAGCGUGAAAGUGGUCGUUCCUGAGAACCCCAAGAAAAAGCCGUCACUGUUUUCGUGCUGCUUUAAGAAAAGCUGA
Vavraia culicis subsp. floridensis is the source of this 1656-nucleotide messenger RNA. RefSeq lists its product as uncharacterized. Gene Ontology annotation, biological process: calcineurin-mediated signaling. The record is from RefSeq and is a predicted model, not a curated record. Gene Ontology annotation, molecular function: calmodulin binding; calmodulin-dependent protein phosphatase activity. The transcript has a single exon. Lineage: Eukaryota; Fungi; Microsporidia; Pleistophoridae. Gene Ontology annotation, cellular component: calcineurin complex; cytoplasm. Bases 1 to 1656 code for a protein of 551 amino acids.